AAUUCCAAGUUGCGCUCAAGUCGCAUUUUCGUCUCUCUCGUCCACUUCACGCGCACGCAACAUAUCAUCAUACCCUGACAGUUGAGAUCGUAACAUGGCGUCGUUGAUAAAGGUGGCCCGCUCGCUGGCGAAAUUACCCAAGAACGUCGUCUCUCUGAAGGUUUCCAACCAUGCAGCAGCCCUUUCCACCGCGGCGAACCCCAACGAAGCCCUGCUUAACGUGCCACCAACCAAGUGCACCACUUUGAACAAUGGAAUCCGCGUUGCUACUGAAGACUGGGGUUCCCAGACCGCCACCGUCGGCAUCUGGAUCGACGCUGGUUCUCGUUAUGAGAACGCAUCCAAUAAUGGCGUAGCGCAUUUCAUGGAACACAUGGCCUUCAAAGGCACUGGCAGCAGGAACCAGAGCCAGCUGGAGAUUGAAAUUGAAGACUUGGGCGCGCAGUUGAACGCCUACACGUCCCGCGAGCAGACCGUAUACUACAGCAAGUGUCUCAGCAAGGAUGUGCCCAAGGCAAUGGAGAUCCUCGCCGAUAUCAUUCAGAACGCCAAACUCGGCGAGGCUGAAAUUGAACGCGAACGCGGUGUUAUCCUGCGAGAAAUGCAAGAAGUUGAAUCCAACCUGCAGGAAGUAGUCUUUGACCACUUGCACGCCAUCGCCUACCAAGGCACACCAUUGGCGAACACCAUCUUGGGUCCCACAGCUAACAUCAAGUCGAUUAGCUCUCGUGACUUGCGUGAUUACCUCACCAAUCACUACAAAGCAUCCAGGAUUGUCGUUGCAGGCGCAGGUGGUGUCAACCAUGAAGAGUUAUCCAAGUUAGCUGAAACACAUUUGAAUAAGUUGAACAAUGACUACACUGGAGAAGUACCCAUUCUGGAACCAUGCCGUUUCACUGGUUCCGAAAUUCGUGUCCGUGAUGAUUCCCUGCCAUUGGCGCAUGUUGCCAUUGCAGUCGAAGGCGCAGGCUGGACGGAUCCAGAUACACUCACCCUGAUGGUCGCCAGUACUCUCCUGGGUGCAUGGGACAGGUCCCAAGCAUCUGCGAAACAAAACGCUACAACUCUGGCACGUGCAAGCGCCGAGGGCGACCUCUGCCACUCCUACCAAAGCUUCAACACCUGCUAUAAAGACACAGGCCUCUGGGGCGUGUAUUUUGUCUCUGACCCGUUGAAGAUCGAAAUGAUGAUGUUCAACGUCCAGCAGGAGUUCAUGCGUUUAUGCACAAGCGUCACCGAUGCUGAAGUAAACCGCGCUAAGGCUCUGCUCACUGCCAACACCCUCCUGCAGUUGGAUACGUCAACUGCGGUGUGUGAAGAUGUCGGCAGGCAGUUGUUGUGCUACGGCAGGAGAAUCCCACCGCAUGAGUUGGCGCAUCGCAUCAAUUCCAUCACCGCCGCCAAUGUCCGCGACGUGUGCUACAAAUACUUGUACGACCGGUGUCCGGCUGUUGCCGCCGUUGGUCCCAUUGAACAACUGCCCGACUACAACCGUGUACGCUCGCAGAUGUACUGGCUGCGCGUCUAAAAACUCCCCCAGAGCAUCCAAAACACUUAGCUAAUUCUAAUUUAUCAACCAACAACAACUUCAAUUUCUUUGUUUUUACUACAAAUUCGAACGCGAAAUCAAGCGAAACACGAGCAGGACGAAAAUGUUAUAAUCCCCUAGACAGUCGAUUUGUAAAUAAUUAUUCCCUGUGCGAUUAUAUAACAGAUUUAUGUUGAAAAAAUUACCAACAAAA
This is a messenger RNA of Dalotia coriaria, 1742 nucleotides long. RefSeq names its product Ubiquinol-cytochrome c reductase core protein 1 (gene UQCR-C1). The transcript has 3 exons. Lineage: Eukaryota; Metazoa; Arthropoda; Insecta; Coleoptera; Staphylinidae. The record is from RefSeq and is a predicted model, not a curated record. Bases 95 to 1528 code for a protein of 477 amino acids. Gene Ontology annotation, cellular component: mitochondrion. Gene Ontology annotation, molecular function: metal ion binding; metalloendopeptidase activity.